Molecule: messenger RNA, 1052 nt
Organism: Ciona intestinalis (vase tunicate)
Lineage: Eukaryota; Metazoa; Chordata; Ascidiacea; Phlebobranchia; Cionidae
Product: large ribosomal subunit protein mL43-like
Biological process (GO): mitochondrial translation
Cellular component (GO): mitochondrial large ribosomal subunit
Molecular function (GO): structural constituent of ribosome
Source: RefSeq, a predicted model, not a curated record
AGAAAAAUGGUGUAAAAACUGAGGAAAACUCAUGUUACGGCAUGAUGAUAAGUCUGCUGUAAAGUUUCCCUCCGUCUCUUUACUUAUUUGGGGUAAAAAGUAGUUUCCACCAAUCUCCUUCCUUAUAGUAACGGUAUUUUUCCUCCUCCCUCCCCUCCUUUUAGUAUUCAGUUUUCCUCUUUUCUUUCUAUUUGUGUUGUCUCUUGUCUGUGUGUUAUGGUUAAUCCAUAAAAAGUUAAUCUGUUUAAAUACAGGAUAAUACCAUUGCUGGAUUAGAACUAUAAAUAUAAAUAAGUUUUUUUUACAGUUGUUACUUCUGAACUGGAUUUAAAAUGGCUGGUGUAGGUGGAUCCAGCGGUUUUACUGGAAAAACUUCGGCACAUGCAUUUUUAAAAAGUGUUUUGCAGAAUGGUGUUGGAAAACAUGUAAAACAGUUAAAACGGAUUACAUUAAACUUCAGUGAAGCUUCACCAAGCAGUCGGCAUGUUCGAAAGUUUGUAGAGAAUGAUUUGGUGGAAUUUGCUAGAAAACAUCCCAGUGUCGUAGUUUAUGCGAUGCCGGAAAUGGAACAGCGACCAUCAGUGUGUGUGGAGUAUUUGAAUGGAAGGGAAGAAGUUGCAUCAUUGGAAAAACUUGAACCAGAUGAAAUUUUGCAAAAACUGGACACCUACAGCAAUAGAUCUGGAGUUGAAAUAUUAAAAAUAGUAAAGGAUAUUCAUACAGAUCAUCCUUCAAUUCAAGGACAAUGGCACUUAUUUACCAAUAAUACCCAUAACAUUACAAAAAAAUUGGAUUAUCAAACAAAAUUAUAUGACACAUGGGAGCAUUUAUCAAACCCAUGGGAACAGUACUAUAGGCAGCAUGAAAAACAUCGACUGACCAACAGAGUCAAGUUGACAUUGGAAGAGAAAAAGGAUUUGCCUCUUGGAAAAUGGGGUCCUGUUUUAAAACCAAGAUACUAAAUAUAAAACAUACGUUUUGUAAAUCUAAUUGGUUGUAUUAAGGCUUUUAAAAAUGUUAUUAUUGGUAAAAUAAUCGCAAUUUGUCUACAG